CUGGUGUACACUCAGUCAUCAGCGCUGUUUACAAUAAUUUUCUCUACAGUUUAGGAUAAAUGGUUUGGAAUGAGGCGUCUCUUCGUAAUUUUGAUGCAUUUGCUAAACCACUUAAGGACUUCCGUAUAAAAACUCUUUCGGGUGCAUUAGUCUCAAUAUUGAGUACUUUUAUUAUUGGAAUUUUGUUUAUAUCAGAACUCCUUUCAUUCGUACACCCUCAGAGUAAACAAGAAAUAAUAGUCGAUGUUAACCGAGGGGAAAAAAUGCUUAUUUACCUCGAUGUAACUCUGAACUAUAUUCCGUGUACAUUCCUCAGAUUAGACACAAUGGAUACAUCAGGUGCACAACAAUUAAAUGUGAUGCAUGAGAUCUACAAAACGAGUGUUUCAGUCGAUGGUACUCCUCUGUCGGACAGCGUUCGUCAUACUGUCAACGAUCCUUCAGCUAUGACAACAACAAAAGACCCCAACUAUUGCGGCUCUUGUUACGGGGCAGAGUCUCCCACAAGAAAGUGCUGUAAUACAUGUGAAGAAGUUCAAAUGGCAUAUCAUGAAAUGCAAUGGGUAUUUUCUAACGCUUCUGCAUUUGAACAAUGCCGAAAUGAAAACUGGGAGGACAUGAAACAAAAGAUAGGGAGUGAAGGAUGCAGGAUUCAUGGUAGCCUAACGGUAAAUAGAGUUGCGGGAGCUUUUCAUAUUGCUCCUGGCCAUAGUUACACUGAAGAUCAUGCACAUGUUCACAGUAUUCAGAGUCUCGGGCUUGUUCAAUUUAACGUUACACAUUCGAUUGGGUCUCUUCGUUUCGGUGACUCAUAUCCUGGUCAAAUUAAUCCACUAGACAAUACGAAAACGACAAUUGAGAAACAUUCACAAAUGAUAUCAUACUACUUGAAAUUGGUACCGACCAUGUACAGCAGUCUUAACAAGCGGGAUGGUAUUUUGCUGACUAAUCAAUACUCUGCUACCUGGCAUUCCAAAGGCACUCCCUUAUCUGGAGAUGGUCAAGGUCUACCUGGUGUAUUUUUCAACUAUGAAAUCGCUCCACUACUCGUCAAGAUUACUGAGGAAAAAAAAUCACUUGUACACUUCCUGACAAAUACUUGUGCAAUCAUUGGUGGAGUAUUUACAGUGGCAGGUCUAGUGGAUGCCUUCAUUUAUCAGUCUUCAUGUAUACUUCGUAAUCGUCGGAAUAAACACUGAAAUGCCUCUGAUGGCAAACACUCUAAUUUAUUUGUUCAUUUCUACUUAUUCCAUAAUAUUUUCACCUAUUGCGUUUGUCUUUCACAUACUACUCUAACUUAUGUACAUUGUAGGUUAAGAUACAUUUUUUUUGUUUCUUUUAAUUUAUAUCUGUCUGACUGCUUGGUUAUUGUUAAUGCUGAACAAAUUCCUCAAGUCUUUCUUACUUGUAUUUUCUUUGUUGUGCUUUUAACCUCUAAUUUCUUUAUUUUUGUGAGUUACGAAAAAAUAUAUAUAUAUACAUAAACAUCGUUGAGAUAUA
Messenger RNA from Trichobilharzia szidati, 1500 nucleotides. The record is from the annotation of a GenBank genome assembly. Lineage: Eukaryota; Metazoa; Platyhelminthes; Trematoda; Strigeidida; Schistosomatidae.